Molecule: messenger RNA, 3000 nt
Organism: Abrus precatorius (Indian licorice)
Lineage: Eukaryota; Viridiplantae; Streptophyta; Magnoliopsida; Fabales; Fabaceae
Product: E3 ubiquitin-protein ligase KEG
Exons: 5
Coding region: 687-2558 (623 amino acids)
Biological process (GO): protein phosphorylation
Molecular function (GO): protein kinase activity; ATP binding
Source: RefSeq, a predicted model, not a curated record
AGACACAUCCAUCAUUCUAAUCACAAAUCACAGAAAGGUGUUGCCAUGGCCAACAUGAUUAUGGCUUCCUCCAAACCUUUGGUUCCAGUUGCCACUAAUUCCCGUUCAUCCACCCCCAGACUCCCAAUUGUGCAAAUUUCACUCCCCAAAGUCUCAACCCUCAAACUCAAACUCCCAAUUUCAAAGCCUCAAUUACUCUCCCUGGUGGGUAUGGCUGCAAGCUCACUCGCCAUGGCCCCUCCCUCCCUCGCCGCAGAGAUUGAGAAAGCAGCUCUAUUCGACUUCAACCUCACACUCCCCAUUAUAAUGGUGGAAUUCCUGCUGCUCAUGGUAGCGUUGGACAAGUUAUACUUCACCCCGCUUGGGAAAUUCAUGGACGAGAGGGACGCGGCGAUCAGAGAGAAGCUGGGCAGCGUAAAGGACACCUCAGAAGAGGUGAAGCAGUUAGAGGAGAAGGCGAAUGCGGUGAUGAAAGCUGCUCGGGCAGAGAUAUCUGCGGCUCUUAAUCAGAUGAAGAAGGAGACACAGGCAGAGGUUGAACAGAAGAUUGCAGAAGGUAGAAAGAAGGUGGAAGCAGAGUUGCAGGAAGCUCUGGCUAACCUUGAGAGGCAAAAGGAAGAGACCAUUAAGUCCCUCGAUGCCCAAAUUGCCGCUCUUAGCCAGGAGAUUGUUAAAAAGGUUGAAGAAUGGCACAGGAUAUUGCUAAUCCACCAUCACCUUUUGAUUUUGAACUCUUGGUUGAUGAUCCUGAGCACCUUAGAACUGUCACAGCCUCGUUGAGCAACACGGACCCGUGGAUUGAACCUGAAAGGUUGAAACUCAGACACAGAAUUGGUCGAGGACCCUUUGGUGAUGUUUGGUUAGCAACUCAUCAUCAGUCAACUGAAGAUUAUGAUGAGUAUCAUGAAGUUGCUGCCAAGAUGUUACCUCCAAUCAGAGAGGAACAUAUGAAGACUGUAUUGGAGAAAUUUCGUGAAUUAUAUUUUCAGUGCCAAGGAGUGGCUGGAGCGUGUUCGUUACUUGGAGCUUCAAUUUUAAAUGGAAGGAUUUGCAUCAUUAUGAAUUUUUAUGAGGGUUCAGUUGGUGACAAGAUGACUAGACUCAGAGAGGGAAGGAUUUCGUUGCCUCAUGUUCUGAGGUAUGGUAUUAAUCUGGCUAAAGGUAUUCUGGAACUUCACUCAAAAGGGGUCCUUGUUCUCAACCUUAAACCAUUUAAUGUGCUUCUCAACGAUAGUGAUCAAGCAAUACUGGGAGAUGUUGGUAUUCCCAAUCUUCUGUUUGGUUCAUCAUUCCUAAGCUCAGAUAUGGCCCACAGGCUUGGUACUCCAAAUUACAUGGCUCCUGAACAAUGGCAACCAGAAGUCAGAGGCCCUAUCUCUUUUGAAACAGAUUCAUGGGGAUUCGGGUGCACUAUUGUGGAAUUGUUGACUGGUAAUCAACCUUGGUAUGGGCAUCCUGUUAGUGACAUAUACCAGGCGGUUGUUGAAAAAUGUGACAAACCCCAGAUUCCCAGUGGCCUUCCUUCUUCAAUUGAAAAUAUCCUCAGUGGAUGCCUUGAGUAUGAUUUGAGGAAUCGCCCUUCAAUGGUGGAUAUUCUGACCGUCUUUAGAAGCUCACUGGAUGCAGUAGCCAACGAUGGGGAAUGGAGAUAUCUUGGAACUUGCAAAACGAUAGUAAAAUCUAGUAGUACUGGCUGCACACAGUGGUUCCUCUCAAAAGAUCAUCUUCAGGUGGGUGACAUAGUGCGAUCCAGAAAGCCUUCCAAUUCAUGCAAACCUCAAAACAUGGAGGUCCCAGAAGGAAAUGUAGUUGGUUUAGAACGUAAUGCAGAUCAUGGAUUUGUUUUAGUUAGGGUCCAUGGUGUUCAUGACCCUGUAAGGAUUCAUGCAUCUACUCUUGAACGUGUCACUAACGGUUUGGCAGCUGGUGAUUGGGUACGCUCGAAGGAAGAAGAUGAGAAGCACUCACCAGUGGGUAUUCUUCAUUCUAUCGAUCGUGAUGGCAGAGUGGCUGUUGGGUUUAUUGGUCUGCAAACUCUUUGGAAAGGAAAUUCUUCAGAACUUGAAAUGGCAGAAUCUUACUGUGUUGGCCAAUUUAUUAGGCUGCAAGCCAACAUUUUGAGUCCUCGAUUUGAAUGGCCCCGUAAAAAGGGAGGUGCCUGGGCUACUGGCAAGAUAUCUUGGAUCCUGCCAAAUGGAUGUCUAGUUGUUAAGUUCCCAGGGAUGUUGACCUUUGGCAAUGAACCAAGCACUUUUUUGGCUGAUCCCUCCGAGGUUGAUGUUGUUAAAUUUAGGACUUGUCCAAGGAUGAUAGAGAAGUAUCAACAUGUAGAGGAUCAUCACUGGGCAGUUAGACCUGUUCUAAUUGCAUUUGGCCUACUUACUGCUGUGAAACUGGGGCUGUUAAUUGGUAAGAAAAUGGGGAGGAACAUGAAUGUUAAUGCAAUGGAGAAUGAAACUCAUUAUACAGAUAGCCAGAAUGCUAGCAGCCCUACAUGGACAUCUUCAGUGGCUAACAUCCUUUUCAGAGAAGGUGUUAACUUACCCACCGGUCGGUAGUUGGAUUAACUAACUAGUGAAGGAGUUCAUCAGCUGCUGUUUGAACAAACAUUUCACAUGAAAAUUGUAAUUAUAUAUAAAUGCCAAUGUGGCUAACACUGAAUGUUAAAGUUGUACAUAUGCCUUACAACUAGAUUAGCUCUGUUCAUAUUUAGUUUCCAUGCAAUGCCAUGCAUAAUGAACAUUUAACACUGUAUAGAAGAUUCACAAUAUGCUUGUUGAGAUUAUAGAAGCUUGAAGGAAAUUAGUAAAAUAAGCAUUGAAUCAAGAUACAUAUUACGCAUCGUUUCUUGGAGCAAUUUUUGUUCAUUUUUCUCUGGAUUGAUCCUUGUGAUCUGUUUUUGUUGUGUUUCUGAAUUAAUAAUGAUGAUAUUAAUGUGAUGCAGGCUGCCAUAAAUUUUUUUCGGACAAUAAAUUUUCUUGCAGCCCGCUAAUCUGCUCA